Molecule: messenger RNA, 4575 nt
Organism: Biomphalaria glabrata
Lineage: Eukaryota; Metazoa; Mollusca; Gastropoda; Planorbidae
Exons: 32
Coding region: 283-4446 (1387 amino acids)
Biological process (GO): protein dephosphorylation
Molecular function (GO): protein tyrosine phosphatase activity
Source: RefSeq, a predicted model, not a curated record
GUUCCAGGGUCAAUAAAAUUGACACACUUUUACUUUACAAAAACAGAGAUAAAAUGCGGCGUAAUGUGUCCCCCAAAAAAGACCAAAGUUCUUUAAUCCUAUACCUAAGCAGUAGCCUACCUUUAGGUAGGCACAUGUUUUUUAAAACAAGGAAGUGAAAAUAAACGUCACAUAAGAUUAGAUUUAAGUACAAAGAAUGUCCGAUUUCAAGAAUCUUUCCAGGAAAUAAUUAACCUACAAACUUUCGACUGACAGAGGAAGCCUUCAUAUAAUUUAAUAAGAAUGAAACCUGAUUGUCUUAUUAUUGUGUAUCUCUUUACCUUGAGCAACUUUUCCCUAAUUAUAGCUGAUACCUGUGGAACUGGUUGGUUUGGUAACUACUGCCAGUAUAAAUGCCAUUGUAUAAACAAUCAAUGUGACACAAACGGUAUCAAUGAUUUACCUUGUGAGAAAGGAUGGUUUGGAUACAAGUGUCAGUAUAAAAACAUUUUGACUGGGACUACACUGCUAACUGAUGAAAAUGAUUCAACGUGUAACUCUGACUCGAGUUCUAAUUCUGUUUCUCUGGAUACUCAGGAUAAUUUGUAUACCUUUACGUGGAUGCGGUUAAAUUUUAAAUCCAUUGAACCUGCUAACUUUUAUUUCAAGCUACUUUUCAAAACAUCGCAGUCAGCACUAACUGAAUGUGACAAUAUGACUCUACUGCAAGUCGACAACAAGACAUUGGAUGUAUGGUGUAAUUUAAAUGAGACAAUAAAUCAAAUCAAUAUCACUGGAGCCAGCGUUAAAUCUUUGUGCUCUGUUUACGUCAGUGGUGGUAGAAACAUUGCACUCAAGCAGCCAACCAACCAAUCGUCACUAUACGGCAAUGCAAAUUCUUCUCUAGCUGUUGACGGAAAUACAGAUAGUUUAUUCGCUAAUAAAAGCUGCACGCAUACCAGUGAAACUGAUAAAAAACCAACAUGGACAGUACGUUUAAACAACACAUUUCUUGUCAACAGAUUUGUCUUAUACAAUAGAGUUCCAAAGCAAUUCGACAGUGAUGAAGCAGGUAUAGGAGACAGGCUAAAACAUUUCUUACUUCAAGUCUACAGUGACCAGAACGACCUGGAAGUCAACUACACUGAUCCGUACAACGAUAUUCAAGACAUUUAUUUUAUUAAUAAUUUCACUCGUGUAUCAGUUUCAAGUGUUAGUAUCCUUGCAACAACACCUGGUUCAAAGGAUGGUAUCCAGAAAUACCUUACUCUCUGUGAGGUAGAACUAUAUGGAGACUGUCCGGUUAAUAGAAGUGGUCUAGAAUGCAAGGAGCCAUGUCAAACAUCAUGUACAAAACAUUUCUGUAAUAAUGAAAUCGGAACUUGUAUCUGUCUUGGAUUCAAGAAUCCCCCAGAUUGUAACAUGAAAUGUGAUGUUGGAUACUGGGGUCUCAACUGUGCCAAUAAUUGUACAGCCAAAUGCUGGGACUCAGACUGUAACCCCGAGACAGGAUUGUGUCAGUCAGGAUGUAAUGGAUUUCAAGAUCCGCCAGUGUGCAAACAAAUUUGUGAAAAGGGAACAUGGGGAUUGAACUGCAGUCGAUCAUGUCAUACCAACUGCUACAAUACAAGUUGUAACAGAAUUAGCGGUGUGUGCGACUUUGGGUGUCAAGCUGGAUUCGAGAGCUUAACAUGCGAAAAAGAGUGUGACGAGGGCAAAUGGGGAGAGAAUUGUGUUUCUAAUUGUACUCAGUGCUGGCUCUCUCAGUGUAACAAAACAACUGGUCUGUGUGACGCUGGAUGUCAUGGAUUUAGAAACCCACCAAUCUGUAAUCAAUCAUGUGAAAAGGGCACUUGGGGAUUUAACUGUAGUCAAUCAUGUAAUAUCAACUGCUACAAUACAAGCUGUGAUAGAAUUAGCGGUGUGUGUAACUUAGGUUGUCAAGCUGGAUUCGAAAGCUCCAGAUGCGACAAAGGUUUUUUUUUAUCUGCAAAGUGUGACGAGGGUAAAUGGGGAGAGAAUUGUAUUUCUAAUUGUACUCAGUGCUGGCAGUCUCAGUGUAACAAGACGAGUGGUCUGUGUGAAGCUGGAUGUCAUGGAUUUAGAAACCCUCCGACUUGCAAUGAAUCAUGCCCAAUUCAAACCUGGGGUGUAAACUGCAGUCAGAGUUGUAGCAGUCAUUGUGCAAAUACAAGCUGUGAUAGUACUACAGGAACAUGUGACUUUGGUUGUCUGAUAGGUUUUCAAGGCAUUUUGUGCAAUGUCGGUAAGAUUCUAUUCUUUAUAUUAACACACUUAUUUCUGGACAUUGUGUCUAUGAACAUGUUAAUGUCCAGACAUCGUCAAGAUUUUUGCUGUCUUACAAAUAAAAAUCUUCUUUUUGUUUCCAAAGAAAUUCCAAAGAAUGAAAGCAGUCCAUCGAAUGUUGGUGUUAUUGUUGGUCCGAUAGUGGCUGCAGUUUUACUAAUAGCACUGAUUAUUGUACUCAUUGUUUUCUGCAGAAGACGUCAGAGAACACAUAAAAACACACGACAGUCUGAGUUAAACCCAGCUCUGUCUCUACACGAUAAACCUGCUGAUCUGGAUAUGACCGCUAAAAGGAUUUCUUUAGCACCCCUACACAAUGACAAUGACAAAUCAGUCAUUAUUGAAAAUGAGACAAGCACUGACAACGAAUAUGUCAAUACAGUCAACACUAACACAUCAAUACCUGUAGCAGAGUUCAACAAUUUCAUGGCUACCCACAAUGCAACAUUUUUUACCCAACAAUUUCAGGCUAUCUCAUCCCCUGACAAUGUCUCAACAGAGUAUGCCAAUAACGUUAGCAACAAACUCAAAAACCGCUACAAAAAUAUUUGCACAUAUGAUCACUCCAGAGUCAAUCUCAAGAUAAACACAGACAAAGAUGAAGGAGACUAUAUCAAUGCUUCAUAUAUUAGGGGUUAUAACGAUCAAGUGGAAUUCAUUGCUUCACAAGGUCCCAACAAAACAAUCCUGAAUGACUUUGUCAGAAUGUUGUGGGAACAGAAUGUGGAGAAAGUUGUUAUGUUGACCAAUUUGACAGAAGAAGGAAAGAUGAAGUGUGAACAGUACUGGCCAGCAGAAGGUAAAACUUCUUUCGGUGACAUCAAAAUGCGUCUAGUCUCCAGUGAGACAUUGACAGACUACACUAUCAGACACUUGGAGAUGACUAAGAAAAAUGAAGUCACGCAUCAUUUAACUCAAUAUCAUUUCCACACCUGGCCAGAUAAAGGUGUUCCAGAAGCGCCUUGGAGCCUUUUAAAUUUUAUACAUAGAAUAUCAACACAGACAACAGCACAUCACAUUGUUGUACAUUGCAGCGCUGGAGUAGGAAGAACUGGAACAUUUAUAGCUAUUCACAAUUUAUUGAGACAAGCUAAGGAAACAGGACGUUUGGAUUUUUUCAAAAUAGUAUCCAGAUUACGAGAAGACAGAGUGUUUAUGGUACAGACUGCUACCCAGUUCGAGUUCCUGCACAAAGUUGUUCAAGCCGCUUUACUGACCACAGACACAACUAUCCAAGUGGAUGGACUUACAAACACAGAGAAUGGCAUAAAUUCACUAGCUCUCAGGGGAAUAGACUCUGAGUUUAAAACUUUAUGCAGUGUAUGUGAUAUAGUCAACAAGAGUCAAGUGACUACUGAAGAUGGUAACGAAACCACUGACGAUGUUUACCAAAAUACACUGAAGAUUUCACAGCAAGAGAAAAACAGAUUUCCAUCUCUAGUGCCAAGACGUCAGUACAGACCUUAUUUAGAAUGUGACGGCAGUUCAUUGGCAGACUACAUCAACGCUGUAUUUGUACCGGGAUUAAAACAAAAAGAUCAACAUUUCCUGACCCAGCUACCAAUGCCUGGUACAGUAGACGACUUCUGGAGAUUGGUUAUACAGUAUAAAAUUACAAUUAUAGUAGACUUUGAGUUUGAGGAGCAGAAAGAUGAUUCUACUAUUGCCAACUAUGUUCCCAUUUCAUCGAAUGCAAGCUUCAAAACAGAACUGUUUGAGAUAGCAAGUCACAAUCAUAAACAGACUUUGGUGUGGGAUGAACAAAAUUUGACAGUCAGUCAUGUUGAUCAAACAAGAGAACUGAAACAUGAAGUGUUUCAUAUAAGAACUGGAUUCAAAGAUUUAAACACAAUGAAAUGGGUUCAGCUGAUCAAACAUUUACAGUUGUUGAAUGUUUCUGGGAAAAAAGUGGCCUUCCUUUGCAGAAACGGGGCCAAGUGGAGUGGACUGGCCUGCACUUUGUGUCUUAUGCUGGAAAGAAUGGACAAUGAAUCCUAUGUGAAUAUUCCUCUUAUUGUUGGGGCUCUAAAGUUUAUAAGGCCUGAAGUUAUACUAACAGUGGCUGACUACAGAGUUCUCUAUGAAGUGCUAGAGAGAUACACUGAAACAUCAAGCCAAUACACUAACGUAGGAAACAAGUUUCUAAAAGAAAUGUUAUGAUUCAAAUCUAUGAUGUACAUAGGCAUUGAUUUAUUUUUUUUUUUUUUUUUUUUGUUUUUAACAUUGAGUUCUUUAUUUAAUUUAUUAGAUAUUUUCAUCUAUGAUUUCUAACAACAUGCUACUACUAAC